GUGGAUUUAUAUGAAGGUGUGGAGGUGCCAAAGAAGACUUGAGCACAGUCUUCCACAGGCAGACGGUGAGGCAGCAGCCCAGCUAUGUUUAGAGCAGUGUUUGGGAACAAGAGAGAGGGAGGUGGAAAAUGCAGAGACAAAAAGAUCCAGAGACAUCCAGGAAGUGAGGUGUACACUCACUGCACCUUGCAGACGGAUAGCAGCGGGCGUGCCUCACACCUCGAGGAUGAUAACAUCAGCCACACUGAAAGCCCAGUAAAAGUGAUGAGACUGACCAAGGGUGUGUCCACUUCUUUACCAUCCUCCCCUCUUCUCCCUCACCUUACCAACAUGGUUCACUCCCAGUCAUGCAUCAGGUUCCCAGGACGGGUAAAGAAGCUGGAGUAUGUGGAUGGCUCUUCCAGUACAAGAGAACCUCUUGUCUUUGCCUCGUGCUGUGGCAAGACAGACCACAGAGACCUCCACGUGGAGCCCCAGCUGGGCUCCUCCCUUUCUACCCAGGAACUGAUGACCAGACUAUGCUUGUUACUGGGAGAAGCAACGCCUGGCACUGCUAACUCUCCUAUGGAGGACAGGAAGGAAAAGAAGUGUGAUACCUCUGCCCUUGGGGGCAGUCCCAGCUCCACCCUGACCUGCAGCACUGCCUCCCCCUGUUCAGACAGCCCCUCUUCCACCUUGAGCACCAGUGCUGGAUGCCAGCAGCCUUUACCCUUACUUUCAACCCACUGCGGUUCCAGUUCCAGCCCCAGUGGGACCCUUCCCAGGCCUGCCACUUGUCCUGCUCCUGGUUCAAUCACCAAGAACAGCCCUGGGCCUCCUUCUCAAAGCCCGACCUCCACCCUGGAGAGCAAGGAUAGUGGAAUCAUAGCAACCAUCACUAGUUCUUCAGAGAAUGAGGAACGCAGUGCCUCCAGUGAGGUUCCAACUAAGGAUGAAGACCCAGGGAUUGGUGCUGGGGUAAUGGGUCGUGCAAGUGAGGGCCACCACCCUGGACCAACCAGGGACAAUCUGGCCGUUCAACCAGAUGAGGCCUUACCUAGAACUGACAUCAUGGAGCCCAGGACUCCACCAGCACCAAAAAGACCUCUUCCACAGCACCACGUACACAGCGCAUACUCCCUUGCGUUACCCCGUCCAAAUUCUGUGGCAGCAACCAGCUCUACUCGACUGGACGAUUUGAAUUAUCUGGACAACCAAAGGGCUGCUGGACACAGGGGCUCUGUCCGCAAACACAAUACAGCUGGACGCACAAAUGAUGACUCCAAAGGGAGAUUAGUGCCAUUCAAACAAGCUGACAUCAUGCUAAAACCGCUGCUGUUUGAAGUCCCCGGCAUCACUGCAGAAACUCCUUUUGUUGGUCGGGAUUGGCUCUUCACACGUCUGGAGGAGGUCCUGACAAAAACGAGCAGCUGUGAGGGACGUGGGGCCGUCAUUGUAGGUAACGUGGGAUCUGGCAAGACUGCUGUCAUCUGGCGGCUGGUGACGGUCAGCUGUCAUGGCAUGCGCCCACCACAGGGGGGUCCCAGCAUCCUUCACAGCCCCAGCUCCUCCCCUAAAUGUGGGGAUAGGCAGGGAAAAGCAGCCUCCAAACAGCCAGCUGAUUCCAAGCCAAACCAGAGUGCUGUUGCAGGAACAAACGAUAGUGCAGCACAAGGGAAGGAGGCUGUCAGAUGCCUAGCUGCCAAGGUGGUAGCCUACCAUUUCUGUCAGGCUGACAACACCUACACCUGCUUGGUACCGGAGUUUGUGCACAGUGUUGCCGCCCUGCUGGCCAGAGCACCACAGCUCACCCCAUAUAGGGAGCUACUGGUUCAAGAGCCUCACAUACAAAACACACUCAGCCUGAGAUCCUGUGUUCAAGACCCCAUCGCUGCCUUCCGAAAGGGUAUCAUAGACCCCAUAGCCAGCCUGCGCAAAGAACGAAGGCUACCUGAAGAAGACUACAUCAUAUUGGUUGACAGUCUUAAUGAGGCCGAAUUCCAUAAACCAGACUAUGGGGACACCAUUGCCACCUUCAUCACCAAAAUAGUCGCCAAAUUUCCACAUUGGCUUAAAUUGGUGGUCACAGUCAGGACGGGCCUGGUGGAAAUCACCACCCUUCUUCCCUUCUCUGGCAUCUCUCUGGACAUACUGCCAGACAGCAGUGAUCUUGGAGCUGACCUGAGUGACUACAUCCAUCACCGGGUCAGCAGCAGCACCCAGGUGGCCGCUAACGUCACCACACCAACAGGCUCUGCCCCCGAUCCGCUGCUCCUCAGCAAAUUCAACAGCCACCUGUCAACACGGAGCCACGGUUCCAUCCUGUACCUUCAGCUGACCCUGGAUCUGUUCCACAAAGGCCACCUGGCUCUAAAAGGAGGAAACUACCUGGUGGUGCCUGUCUCCCUGUCAGAGGUGUACCUGCUGAUGUGUCGUGUGAGCUUUCCGGAUAAAGAGGUCUUUGAACGGGUACUUCCGGUGCUAAAUGUGGCACUGGCAUCUCUGCACCCACUGACUGAUGAACAAAUGUUCAGAGCACUGAACGCAGGCAGUGUGAGGGGAGAGAUGGAGUGGAAGGACUUCCAGCAGAGAUUAGACAGCCUGGCUGGAUUCAUGGUGAGACGCAGGGAUGGCACACGGAUGCUAUGUCACCCCUCCUUCAGAGAGUAGCUAGUUUGGAGAGGAGAUGGAGAGAGCACAGACUUUCUCUGUGACCCUAGGAGCGGCCAUGCUCUCUUGGCCUUCAUGUUCUCCAGACAGGAGGGCAAGCUGAACCGGCAGCAGACUAUGGAACUGGGACAUCACAUUCUCAAGGCUCACAUAUUCAAGGGUCUGAGUAAAAAGACAGGUGUGUCCUCCAGUGUACUUCAGGCCAUGUGGGUGAACUGCAGUACAGACAGCCUCUCUGCUGCUCUGGCCUCCCUGAGGAACCUAUAUACACCUAACAUCAAGGUAAGUCGUCUGUUGAUGCUAGGUGGCGCUAGUGUGACCUGGUGUACAGAAGUGGUAGGACAUGCCCCCAUCCUGGCUGUGCAUGCCCACCUGGGACAUGUGGAGAUGGUAGCUCUGCUGCUUGAAAUGGGCGCCCCUGUAGACGGGACCACUGACAGCGGCAUGACGCCCCUCUGUCUGGCCGCCGCUGCAGGACACACCGAAAUUGUCUGCCUGCUCUGCAAGAAAGAGGCCAAGGUGGGCCAUGCUGAUAAGAGCGGCCAAUGUGCACUGGUCCAUGCUGGGCUGAAGGGCCAUGUAGAAAUCAUCAACAUCUUGCUGGGCCAGGACUGGGCAGCAGAGAUCCCCACUGACCCACAGCAGCAACACAGCAAUGAGACUGUGACUGGGAAAACGCAGGCAGCACAGCAGGCGGUUACAGCUGCAGCUAGUGUGGGACACAUUCAGGUGGUGAAGAGCUUGCUGGACGUGAAAGAUGAACAGCUGGCAGUGCAGAUGGAUGCUCACGACUCUCUCUGGGGAGAAACGGUGCUGAGCGCGGCAGCAGGGAGAGGGAGGAUGGAGAUGUGUGCGUUCCUCCUGGAGCGGGGGGCAGGGAUGGAGAUUCCAAACCGCAGAGGAAUGGUCCCAUUGCUUAGUGCCACCAAACACAGACACAUGCAGGUUGCCGAGUUGCUUCUGAAUCAGGGUGCAGAUAUCAACGUCAGCGACAAGCAGGGUCGCACUGCGCUGAUGCUGGCUGCCUCUGAGGGCCACGUGACCACUGUUGAGCUCCUACUGUCAAAGGGUGCUUCUCUGUCCUCUGCUGACCAGGAGGGGCUUACUGCUCUUAGCUGGGCCUGUCAGAAGGGCCAGAAAGCUGUGGUGCAGCUUCUGGUUGAGGCAGGUGCAGACCUGAACCAGCCAGACAGACAGGGACGGACUCCUCUUGAUCUGGCUGCUCUUAACGGGGAUGCAGAUACAGUGCACUGCUUGGUGGAACAUGGAGCCGUGCUGGAGAGAGCCGACAACAACGGUACCAGAGGUUCAGACAGGACGACCGGCUGCCAGAACCCGGCUCUGGUGGCCUCACUGCUUAAGAAAGGAUCCAAAAUGGGCUACAGAACAGCACCACAUGAUCGAUCAGGUCACGCUACAUGGGCUAUGGCUUCCUCCAAACCGGACAUUCUCAUCAUCCUGCUGCAGAAGUUGAUGGAGGAAGGGAACAUGCUUUACAAGAAGGGACGUAUGAAGGAGGCAGGCCAGCGUUAUCAAUAUGCCCUAAGGAAGCUACCUCGAGAGGGGCAAGGAGAGGAGCUGAAAGGUCUCAAAGACCUACGGGUCUCCCUCUAUCUAAACCUUUCCCGCUGCCACAGGAAAACCAAUGAUUUUGGCAUAGCUGAAGAGUUUGCAACAAAAGCCUUGGAACUCAAACCCAGAUCUUAUGAAGCGUAUUACGCCAGAGCGCGGGCCAAGAGGAGCAGCAGGCAGUUUGCUGCAGCACUGGCAGACCUCCACGAAGCAGCAAGACUUUGUCCAUCUAACCGAGAGAUACAGCGCCUGCUGGCACGAGUAGAGGAGGAAUGUAAACAUCAUCAGAAGACAUCUAGCAAUAAUUCAAUACAGGGUUACAACAGGGACCCACACAUCUACAGUGAUCAAGGCACAGAGGACGAGACCGACGUCUAUUCACAGGGAAGUCUAGAGAGGCAAACCCCUGCAGAGCAGACUGAUACUGAGAAGGAGGAAGAGAAGGAGGAAGGUGAGGAGGUGAACCUAGAAUGUGAGAAAAGCCCAGAAUUUUGGCCUCUGAAUCCAUACGCUCCAAACAGGACUCUCCCAGGAAGUGUGGCCUUUGGUUUAAUAGAUCAGGCGCCAUUUUUUCCUCAACAAGAGUAUGUACAGAACCAACUGACUGUGGACAUGCCUGAAUCUGUUCCUGCUAUCAGCAGACAGGGCAGCAGGACUCAUCACCACUGCCAUUCCCUCCAGUCAGGGAGCAGAGUCGGGGGCAGGCCUCUCUCUCUGUGCGGUCCCUCCAGUCCUCUGCCAGGCAGACACAUCUCCACCUCUCUGAGGCCUGCACCAGUGCUCGGUAUUGAGAUCGGCCCUGGAUCCACCAGUGAACACUCUGGACACAGCCCCACUGAGCACUAUCACCCUAUGUCCCCUAACAGCUCCUCCCCACCUGGACCUCUUCAGAUGUACCAGCCCCGAGCCUCCAGCUUCUCCCGGGGUUCUGACAGACUCUCCACCCACUCUGUGGCUCUGGAUAGCCUGGCUCUUGCAUUGGGGUCUGGUAUGGAGGUUAGGAGGGAAGGCGGAGGAGGGGGCACAGCAGGCUCAAGAGGCUCUAGCUCCAGUCAGGCCUCCAGUGGAAAUCUGUCAGACAGUGGCAGGCAGCAGGUGCUGGAUGCCCCGUGCCCCAUCAAGAGCAGCGGCAGCUUCAAGACAAAACCCGAGCUAAAGCCACGGCCAUUCAUGGGAGUAACGGACAAAGCAGUGCGAGUCCAGGGGAAACAGACCUCUGGCCUGAGCCGACAGGGUGGAGUAGGGGUGGAGAGUUUCAGUAUGUCAGUCAUGGAGUUCCAAGGACUCAACAGUGAGUUCAAGCAAGCCUCCUUCCAAGAGCAGCUCUGUGGAAGUCAGGCCAACAGCCAGCAGAGCCGGGAGUUUGGAGAGAGGCUCCACCAACGAGAUGCCAGAGGCACCACAUCCUCCCAGCUCCGCUGCCCUGAUGGGAGGCCCAGACAGGCGAGCCUAACGAGAGACAACCCGGCUCUGCACACGGCUCCCAUCAAACCCAAACGCUCAUUUAUAGAGUCUAACGUCUGAAUAUAGUUUAUCAGAGCACAGAUACAGGCCGUUUCCAACAACCUAUGUCACACAUAAGGUAGCAAGAGAGACUGGUUUGAGAGCAGAUCCCAUCCCCGAGCCUAUUUUGUUACACUGCAUUUACAAUCUAGAACCAGUUUUCAACUCAGGCUACUAUGCUUUUGCUUACAUGUCUACAGCUACAGUAGUGUAUUCAAGAAAACCAGACAUACCUUAAGUAGGGGUUAAAAAAAAAGGUAGUACAUUGUCUCAAAUUUUAAUUUAUUAAAUCUAGUUAUCAGAAAAGGCUUUGUGCAUGAAUAUACAAAACCUCAUGCUAUUAGCUGCAGGAUAGGACCAUUUCUAUUGUCAAGUGUCUUAAAAAACAUUUAUAUUUGUACGUGUACACUAUAUUUGCAGAUGAUAUAUUUCCCUGUAAGUGGUUAUCUGUCAGCAUUGCAGACUUCAAGAGAAAUGACUGUGUACUUGAGAUUCUUUUUUCUUGGUACAUUUGAUAAAAAUGCAAAGUAAUGACAUUGCUGAAAACGUCUUAUUUUAACCUAAUAUUGAAUUGACAGCUUCAAUAUUCACAGUAUAUGUCUUUUUAUUUUUGCAUAGCACAGAACAUAUUCAUAUCAAGUGUUUAUUGGUUUAUUUGGACAAAGGGAAUUUACACAUGGAUGAAAGACCUUAAGAGACUUUUACACUGCUGUAUGUCCAUAGUCGUCGUAUUCCCUUUUCAGUCAGUCAUACUAUGGAUUGCAGAAUGUUACCACGUUAUUAUGGUGGUAUAAUAAAACAUUAAUAGAGAUUUACAUUUCGGCUUCUACUUCUACGUGAGAAUCCACAAGUUGCUGCAAUAAGCUUCAUGAAUAAAGGGUCUUGUCGAUUCACAAUCCAAACCAAACUUAUCUGAACUGAAACUUGACCAAGCCAUCAAAAUAAACUAGUCAUGCACAUUGCAAUUUUUGAAAAUUGUGGAAAUGUCCUCAGUAAUUUCACUAAAUGCUGGACGUUGCACAGGGAGGUAAACCCUACA
Messenger RNA from Monopterus albus (swamp eel), 6763 nucleotides. RefSeq names its product protein TANC1-like. The record is from RefSeq and is a predicted model, not a curated record. The transcript is spliced from 29 exons. Gene Ontology annotation, molecular function: protein binding. Lineage: Eukaryota; Metazoa; Chordata; Actinopteri; Synbranchiformes; Synbranchidae.